UUUAAUUGUUAUUAAAUUAUAAUCAAAUUUUUAAGAAUCUGUCAGUGUCACUUUCUAUUUAAGUUUUUCCUCCAUUUCCCGAAAAACUCGAGAAGCAACUAGCGCCAGCGACUGAUGCGAUAAUUUUGCGAAAUAAUGACUGAAGAUUUUGAACUUAUUUGUCAGGGAGCUGAAGCUAGGUUAUAUAAAGGUAAUUACUUAGGAAGGCUUACAUUGAAAAAGGAGCGAUUUAAGAAAAAUUACAGACAUCCGGAUCUUGAUGAAACUUUGACUAAAGAUAGGAUUAAAAGUGAAGUGCGGGCUAUCGUUCGUGCAAAAACUGCUGGUGUAACAACUCCAACAAUUUAUCUGGUUGAUUUAACCAGGCGCAGUAUUUAUAUGGAGUUCAUAGAAAACGCUGUAACGCUAAAAAUUUGUAUAGAAAAAAUGAUCGAGGCAGGAGACGAAAAAAUUUGGAUAGAAAAAAUAGGUAAAGCUCUAGGAUUGCUGCUAGCAAAACUACAUUCUAAAAAUAUUAUUCACGGUGAUUUGACGACUUCAAAUAUACUUGUAAAAAAUAGUAUAUUUAAUAAUCUAACUACCUCUGGUACUAGCAGUGAAGAUGACAAAAAUCUUCACCAAGAACUAAUAGCUAUUGAUUUCGGACUCGCACGAGUUGAUUCUACAGCCGAAGACAAAGCGGUUGAUCUUUACGUACUCGAGCGAUCAUUGCUCAGCUCUCACUCUCAAGUACCUACUUUGUUUGCCAGUAUUAUUAGUAAUUAUCAAUCUGGUAUUACGGAUAAAAAGCAGCGACGAGAAAUUGUAUCGAAAUACCAGCAGGUGAGAGCGCGUGGAAGAAAGCGUCUCAUGAUUGGUUAAUGGUCAAAUAAAUUACAACGAUUUAAUAAAAUUCAAAUUAAUUGUUCAUUGCUUAUAUAUGUAUAUAUAUAUUAUGAAAUAUUUCUAAUAAAAAAAAAAAGAUGAUUGAUUUUCUGAGAAAUUCAACUGUCAAAUGUGAAUUAAUAUAUUACAGUAGUCAGUAGGCACAUUUACGUUGAUUCAAUAAAUUAUUUACACUGAAUUUAAUUAAUUAAUGAGUAACUGAGCAUCAUUAUUAAUCAAUACUCAAUUUGAUAAUUGAUUCUUGAUUGGUGUGGGAGUUUCUUCAGUCAAAAUGCAAACCGGAGUAAAUUAUUAUCCAGGUGAC
Cotesia glomerata is the source of this 1189-nucleotide messenger RNA. It is a transcript of the gene Prpk, whose product is annotated as EKC/KEOPS complex subunit TP53RK. The record is from RefSeq and is a predicted model, not a curated record. NCBI's taxonomy places the organism in Eukaryota, Metazoa, Arthropoda, Insecta, Hymenoptera, Braconidae. Gene Ontology annotation, cellular component: EKC/KEOPS complex; nucleus; cytosol. Gene Ontology annotation, molecular function: ATP binding; protein serine/threonine kinase activity. The transcript has 3 exons. Bases 136 to 861 code for a protein of 241 amino acids. Gene Ontology annotation, biological process: protein phosphorylation.